Molecule: messenger RNA, 778 nt
Organism: Halichondria panicea
Lineage: Eukaryota; Metazoa; Porifera; Demospongiae; Suberitida; Halichondriidae
Exons: 4
Coding region: 184-579 (131 amino acids)
Source: RefSeq, a predicted model, not a curated record
CAUGCAAUAUAAAAGCUCUACAGUGUACAUGCAAAAUUGGCUAGAUCUAUAGCAAGUUAGUAACCUGUAACACUAAUAAGACAUCAAGCAGCAGUCAUAAGUAUAGCUCAUCAAAACUACACCAACCAAAGCAACGUAGAACUAUCAAGUAUUGACUGACUGGAUUGAGCCAAGCCAUACACUAUGGGGAACGCAUGUUCAUGUUUGGUAGAUGGCACAAGCUCUUCUUCAGAGCCUACUACACUCCAUCGACAUCGGAGAAAAAGCUUGUCUGAAAGCGUGAAGGAAAUUAACACUCUCAAUACUGCAGCUGCUACUCUCGGGGCAACUGAAAACACUCUACAAUCAAAAGUGGACGAGUUGGAAACACAAAAGAAUCAAGAAAAUGACCCUGAGAAAAAAAGGAAAAUCCAGGAUCGUCUUCAAAGAGAACAGACAAAACUAAACCGUGUCAAAGGUCAAAAAGAAAGGGCUGAAGAUAUGUCGUACCAAAAAAUUCUCAAGAAAAGCCAGCGAGUGUUACAAGAUGUUGAGGGAGAAGUGGGUGCAGCUAAUGUCUUGAACAAGGUCAUUGAGUAGAGAGCAGCAUUGAAGAACACACACAAUUAGAGAACAACACUUGGUCUCAGCUAUUUUAUGUUAUUUUGUGUCAUCCCCAUUCACAUUUUUAUUAUAUGUGCAGCAAUAAUAAGUUCUUACCAUUGAUCUUUACUUUCCUCCAUGUCUGUUGUCAGGUUCCUACAUGGAAUUGUGUACAUAACAUUUUAAUCAGCUGUGA